ACAUCUACAUUUGAUGGUCAGCGGUAUUAUACAUCGAAACAAAACAACCAAGAUGGCGUCCAUACUGACAAGGGUUGUUGUCAUGUGGUCAAGGCAGGUGUGGGUAAGAGGUCGGUUAAUGGCAAGCCUCGCUGGGACUGCACAAGAACCAAGCAUGAUGGAUAUGGCUGACAUUGCUCGCCAUCUCAGGCAGACAGUUGGAGGCACAAAAGAAUUUUGGAGCGGGGAGACGACAAGACCUACAAACCUACCCCCCCUUGAGCAGCCAGAGUCACAGGAUAUGUUGCCAGCCAGAUGCAUGGCCGACAGCUUCCAGGUCGCAUACCUCCCUCUUGGGUCAGAUCGCAAGCGCAGGGAAAAAUAUCUUAACUUUUACAAUAUGGUUAGAAUUGGAAAAAUACUUGAGGAUCUUGAUAUUCUUGCAGGCUGGAUAGCAUAUUUUCACAUCCAUGGAAGCAAGCAAGAACUUUUGUCUGGGAUGUCUCCACACACUGUUGUCACUGCACUUGUAGAUAGAAUAGACCUGCAUGAUCAUGCAGUCUUACCAGAUCAGGAUAUAAAAAUGGAAGGGAAUGUUACAUGGGCCGGCAGGAGUUCCAUGGAAGUUACCAUGAGAUUGAGUCAGCUGAGGGCGGACGCACACUUUAAGCAUCUUCUUGACGCUCGCUUUCUAAUGGUUUCUCGAGACGUACACAAAGGAAAGGCCGCGAUGGUGAAUCCUCUUGUUGCAGAGACCCCCGAAGAAAGAGAGAUUAUACAGAAAGGAGAAGAAAACCACGUGCUGACGUUGGAUAGAUGGAAAACCGCUUUGACAAAAGUUGCACCAACAGCCGAGGAAAGCCAAAUAAUUCACAACUUGAUGCUGAAGUCUUCUCUUUUUGACACAAGUGUCAAGACGUCCGCACAGAACAAGAAUGACCAGAUAGUGAUGAUGGGCGAUACAGAGCUCAGUUCCCUCUCCAUCUGUAACCCACAGCAACGAAACUCGCAUAACAAGGUGUUCGGAGGGUACUUACUGAGGAAGGCCUUUGGACUAGCGUGGGCGAGUGCUUGCUUGUUUUGUCGCACCAAGCCUCAGUUCGUGGCCAUGGACGACAUCUGGUUUCGUCGCGGCGUUGAGAUUGGCUCACUCAUCGAGUUCACCUCACAGGUCGUCUACACCCCACCAGAACAGACAAACCGCUUUCAGAUUAUGACUGUAGCCGACGUGCUUGACCCGGGCACUGGAAAGCGUGAGACAACAAAUGUGUUUUACUACACGUUUGAGAGCGAGAUGGAAGUACGCCCAGUAGCGCCGAGGACUUAUGCAGAGGCCAUGCGGUACUUGGAUGGCAAGAGGCGUUAUGACAAGGGGGAACUUCUCAAGGGGGAGGAGGUUGUCUAGGAAACAUAUCACCGCCUACUGUCAUGGUACACCAUCAGCCUUGAUGACAUCAUCAACGCAUGUCUCGUGGUUAUCAUCAUCAUCAUUAUCACGAUUGCGCGUUGACCCUUGUGUCGUUCACGCCGUGUUCCCGCAAUGCACGGUUAUGCGUGUGAUUCGGAUCAGUCACGUCACGACGAAAUGGAGUGUUUACCACGACAAAAGUAACAGCGUGAUCACGUUUGUCACGAAAUUAUCACGUAUGUGGCGACAUGAUACGUCUAUCACGAUAUGGUCACUUCGUGGCUUGUUU
Messenger RNA from Nematostella vectensis (starlet sea anemone), 1676 nucleotides. Its product is annotated as acyl-coenzyme A thioesterase 9, mitochondrial. Lineage: Eukaryota; Metazoa; Cnidaria; Anthozoa; Actiniaria; Edwardsiidae. Gene Ontology annotation, biological process: acyl-CoA metabolic process. The record is from RefSeq and is a predicted model, not a curated record. Gene Ontology annotation, molecular function: fatty acyl-CoA hydrolase activity. The transcript has 18 exons. Gene Ontology annotation, cellular component: mitochondrion. The coding region runs from base 14 to 1384 and encodes 456 amino acids.